UGCAGGAUGUACAGCUUUAUGGGUGGAGGGUUGUUCUGUGCAGGAGUGGGGAACAUCCUCCUGAUUGUUUCCACAGCAACCGAUUACUGGAUGCAGUAUCGGCAGUCCAGCAACUACAUGCAUCAGGGCCUGUGGCGUUACUGUAUGCCAGGGAAAUGCUUCCCGCACAGCGACAGCAUCGCCCACUUAGACGCCACCCGUGCCCUCAUGAUCCUCUCUCUUUUGGCCUGUUUCAUUGGCAUCAUCAUUGGCAUUAUGGCCUUCAUUCAUUACUCCUCCUUCGACAGGUUUGACAAAACCUUUGCUGCAGGCAUAUUGUUUUUCAUCUCAUGCUUUUUAGUGUUUCUAGCAAUGGCAGUGUACACUGGUGUGACUAUUAACUACUACGGAAAACGCUAUGGAAACUGGAGGUUCUCUUGGUCCUAUAUCAUUGGCUGGGUGUCAGUGGUUCUCACCUUCUUUUCAGGUAUAUUCUAUAUGUGUGCCUAUCGGAUGCAUGAAUGCCCCAGGAGCCCUAACUCUCAUUAGAAGAUUUAAACUAUCAUCAAGCCAUGAUCAUGAGGGCUGCACCAAGGCCGGGUGAAGAUUCUCACCAUCAGAUGCAUGCACAGUUACCUUUGAAACAUGAAUGAUCAAAGUUUCAGUUAUUUCAAUAAAAAGAUUGGGGAAAACAUGACUCGUCAUUUCAUCAACACUGUGCAUAAUUUACUUAAUUUCUUGGCGUGAUUUACUUUUCUGCCAUUUUUUUGCCAUUUGUUAACGUGGCUAACAGGUUUUAUGUCACUAGCAGAGUGCACCAUUCGGGCUUGACUUUAUAAUACUGUGUGUCCAAAGAGGUUUUAAUCUGUAAUACAAAAUUAAGUUGAAUACAUACAUCCUGAUUGAGUUUUUUUUUUAUCAUGUUUGUUAUUAUGUCUAAUGGAGAAGUACUACGAAAUGUACUUUUCCAAAUCGUUGUGGGGAAAU
Molecule: messenger RNA, 966 nt
Organism: Micropterus salmoides (largemouth bass)
Lineage: Eukaryota; Metazoa; Chordata; Actinopteri; Centrarchiformes; Centrarchidae
Gene: lim2.1
Product: lens intrinsic membrane protein 2.1
Exons: 4
Coding region: 7-528 (173 amino acids)
Cellular component (GO): plasma membrane
Molecular function (GO): structural constituent of eye lens
Source: RefSeq, a predicted model, not a curated record